Exophiala mesophila is the source of this 1339-nucleotide messenger RNA. RefSeq lists its product as uncharacterized. NCBI's taxonomy places the organism in Eukaryota, Fungi, Ascomycota, Eurotiomycetes, Chaetothyriales, Herpotrichiellaceae. The transcript is spliced from 2 exons. Bases 293 to 1123 code for a protein of 276 amino acids. The record is from RefSeq and is a predicted model, not a curated record. Gene Ontology annotation, biological process: proteasome-mediated ubiquitin-dependent protein catabolic process. Gene Ontology annotation, cellular component: cytosol; nucleus; proteasome regulatory particle, lid subcomplex.
CUUCCUGACGACAAGCCAACAACUUCUUCGACCUACAACCUCUUGAGAGAACCUCUUGAAAACGAUUGACCCACUCCUGUACAAACUUCGUCGUUUGGACGGUCUUUUGCCUUCGAACACUGCGGCGAGAUUGCCAUCACUUCUAAUCCUCUUCCAAAUCUCAUCACCAUCUGCUCGACUUAGGUUCGCGGCCACCUGCCCACGACUGCGGUAGUACCUGGGAGGCUCAUCAACGCCUCUUUCAUCUCGUCAAGUGCGACUCCCACCCCUUCCUUCUUCCUUAGACCCAAAGAUGCCUUCAGCAACUAGCGGCCAGUCAUCUUCACUGGAUGCCAUUCUCAACAGCCUUCAACAGUCCCUCAAUCACGGCGAUUCGAGCCAUGCCCAGUCACAACUACAAAAGGCCAAACUGGCACUGUUGCAACAGAACGCCCUGAUCCCUUCUUCCCAGACACCUAUACAGACCCUUGCCACCGCCCGCUCGGUGUUAGAAGCCGGCGCCUUGCUCUCCAUCCGCUCCAAAGACCCUGAAUCCUUUGUCCGCUAUUAUUCUCAACUUCAACCCUUCUACGACUUCCCGGGGUUGCAGCAAUCACCGCCACGAGAUCGGUCCAAGAUCACAGGCUUAUAUCUUCUGCUCCUGCUGAGCCAGAGUGACUAUGCUGGGUUCCACACCUUGCUGGAAUCGCUGAUUGUGGCGGAAGGCGCAAAUGGCUCUAGUUCCGUGGAGGAGGAUCAAUUCAUCAAGUAUCCUAUCGAGUUGGAGCGAAGUCUUAUGGAAGGUAGUUAUGACCAGGUGUGGCGCAAAACCAAUGGACGAGACGUGCCUGGAGAAGAGUUUGCCUUGUUCUCGACUAUCCUCAUCAACACAAUCCGUCUAGAGAUUGCCAGCUGUGCUGCACGCUCUUAUGCGUCUCUCCCUAUUGCCUCGGCGAAAAAUCUCCUGUUCCUCGACUCGGAAGGCGCCGUUUUGGAGUUUGCAAGCGAGCAAGGUUGGAGUAUUGAGGAAGGUCGGAUAUAUUUCCCCGGAUUGGAAGACGCAAAGAAGGCCGAGCAAGGGGAUCAAAAGGAGGUUAUCAAUCACAUGGUGGAGUAUGCGAGAGACCUUGAGAUGAUUGUGUAACCGUCAUCUCUUCCUAUUGAAAGCUGCGCCAUGCAUAGACCUGUACUCCUAGAAUAGAUGCAAUUGAGAUGAUGUUCUGAGUCCCCAGGGGCUCGACAUCCAGUUUGCUCAGGAUCACGAGCUUACAGAUCGACAUCUUUGAGAAAGCGAUCUAUUCUUUGAUUUUCUAUUAGGCGAACUGCAGCUCUUGAGUCCACCCAGAUGUCAUGCAUCCAC